AUGGUUCGCGGAAGGGCACCCGCCCGGGGAACCCGUAGAGGGGCCGCCGCCGCCGGGCAGCGGGCGCAACCUCAGAGCGGCGAAGCCAGCACCAGUGCUACACCUGUUGCGACAGGAACCUCCAAUCCCCCGAUUCGAAGCACACCAAGCGCACCUCCUCGCGGCGGCGCUACUACCCGGGCGACCCGGGGGCCUGCGGCUGGACGAUUCCGACCGAAGGUUGUUCGUCGAGAUGAGGCGGAGCGUGACACCCUAGCACGGCAGGAGGAACAGAAGGCUCAAGACAGAGCAGCAGACGAGCGGCGCGCUCGAGGUCGGUCACGGUUCCGGAGCAAGCGGAGCCGAGGUGAUGCAAUGGGUGCUAGAGGCGGUUUUGGACGGCCCAUCGGGGGCGCCAGUGGACCGUUCUCGUCAGGCGUCGGAGGAGGAGGUGGCUGGUUCGGUGGCGGCGGCGGCGGCGGCGGUGGUGGUGGUUUUGGUGGCGGCGGAUCUUUCUCACGAUCCUUCAAAUCAGAUUCCAGGGCUGGCUUCGCCCAGGCUGAUGGCGCACGGUACCGCGAACCACGAAUCAACGCCGACAAGCUCAAUGUCAACACGCAAAACGAGGAGCUGGAUAGCGAUGACGAGGCCAUGUUUGCCGCCCUCAGCAUCAGGCCGACAAGCAUCCUACCAAUGGGAAUAUACCGAAAGGAACACAAAGACGAAGGAGUGGUUGUGGCUACGACGGCCGAACUAGAGGCUGCAGAAAACGCCAACGAGGAGGAGAGCCUCUGGAUUGAUGGGGAUGGAGAAGCACCCGAGACUCUAGCAGAUCAGUCAGAAGAAGGCGGCGUUUGGGACACUGACGGAAAGAAGCCCGUCGUUGUGAAAACGGAGCCUGGGCUUGAGGACUCAAUGGAUCUGGACGCCGAUGCCAAGCCCCCGGCUGACGUGCAGGAGAAGGUCAAGCAGCAGAAGGCGCCAGCAGUUUUGCGGCCAAUUCGGAAAGCGGCUCCUCAAGAUCCCGAAGAAAGGAUGAUUCAAACAGAUCUGAACCUCCUCGCUAGCGAGUUGGGUGCAGUCACGAUAGCAACAAACGAAAGCAAAGAGGGCAGCAAGGAGGGCGAGGAGGGCGAGGAGGGCGAGGAGGGCGAGGAGGCCAAGGAGGCCAAAGAAGCCAACGAAGCCAACGAAGCCAAUUUGGAGGGCCUCAGCAAUAAGGAUGGCCGCAUGUACCUCUUCCAGUUUCCUCCUAUCCUACCACCUCUCAGAGAGAUUUCUCAGCCGAAACCUGUCAACAAGGUCAAGAAGGAAGCGGAAGACUCAAACAUGCUGGACUCCACGCCGAGCGCCGACGACUCUACACCAGUCGACUUGACCCAAGAGGACGGGAUACUAGCGCCGGGCCAAGACCCCGCAGACGACCCGGAGAACACGGCGGGCUUCCUCUCGCAACUCCUCUCACAAGGCGGCAUGGUGGGGCAGCUCAAGGUCCGCAAAUCCGGCCGGGUGGAGCUCGACUGGGGCGGCCAGAUCCUGGAGAUGAGCCCCGCGGCGGGCAUGAACUUCCUGACGACGGCCGUCAUCGUCGAGGACAACGACGAGAAGCCCAAACCAGGAGUCAUGGGCGGCGAAGGCAUCGGAAUGGGCAAGAUCAUGGGCCGCUUCGUGCUGGCCCCAACCUGGCAGGAGGAGGAGGACUGGAACGUGCAGCCUGAGGAGCUCCGGAUCGACUAA
Ilyonectria robusta is the source of this 1716-nucleotide messenger RNA. Its product is annotated as RNA polymerase III RPC4-domain-containing protein. Gene Ontology annotation, cellular component: RNA polymerase III complex. The record is from RefSeq and is a predicted model, not a curated record. Bases 1 to 1716 code for a protein of 571 amino acids. NCBI's taxonomy places the organism in Eukaryota, Fungi, Ascomycota, Sordariomycetes, Hypocreales, Nectriaceae. Gene Ontology annotation, molecular function: DNA binding. Gene Ontology annotation, biological process: transcription by RNA polymerase III. The transcript is spliced from 2 exons.